AUGAAGGAGGUUCCCUAUAAUGGUACUGACAAGUUUGUGAGGGAGGAUGUUACAGUAACUGUUACAUGUAAACCAAAGACAUUUUAUCCCAGCUCUGCCACAAACUGGUUCAAUGACCUCUAUUUGUUUCCUGAGGAACAUGAAUUAGAACUUGAUACUGACCCUGUACCAGACAAUCAAGACCCUUCACCAGACCAUCAAGAACCAACACCGCCAGGCCAUAAAGACACUACACUAGACCAUCAAUACUCCAGUGAGCAUCACAAGAUUUCAUUUAAGAGGGAGCAACUGACAAGCUUGCUGGUGGUCAGGGACUCCCUGUUUCAGUUUGAAAUGAUGAAUUUGAAGAAUGACUACAUGCAAUGUGUGGAAGGAGGUGACCACUAUGAACGGGAGUUUCUGUGAAUUAAUGUCCUGCUGGAUUGUAUAGAAAUAGCUUUGCCAUUACUUCAGGAUUGCGCUGUCCAGACUUUCAGGAUAUCAGAGCUGAAUGAUGUAGUUCUGUCCUUGUAUAGACUGAAGGGUAAGUCCAUUCGUUAAAAAUAUCAGAUCUCAAAGCUGUAUCAUGAAAUUGUAAUUUUGUGAUCAUAAAUUUUGUUCAGACCAGCCUGCAUUGCUGCAAGCAAGUUAAUGUAUCGAAUAAAAUGUAUUUGACUAGCAAGUUGAUGUAUUGCAAAUAAUAGAUGAAAUAUGUUUACUUGCUUGUGACAAAUAAUGUAUUAGUUUAUAAGCAUUAGUGGAUCAGGAAUGACAUUUUCAAGAUAAAACAUGUUUAUAUAGUAUGUGUAUUAACUCUCUUGCAGCAGUCUCCAGAAAAAUGCAAUUUUGUUUAUAAUAUUUGUCAUCAUAAAACACAAUGAAGAUAUACUCAGAGAAACAUCUUGAUAUUCAAGUCGUUUUUUAAAUCUAGACCUUUUUCAAAAUGAGUGAAUAUAUUUAUUAUCCUUACAAGUUGUAGGUGUAUAAAUGGUUGAAAUUUGCAUUAGAACAGUAGAACAAACAAAGCAAGUUCCUGGGUUGAUGAUCUUUAUGAAAAGUGAUUCUAGAAAACAAAGUUCCUAAUAAUUAGAGUUCACAGAUAUCAUUGUUGUUUAUGCUUUCCCCUUUCUGUCAGCAAAUAAGUAGAAAAACAGUGCUGCAUAGCCUGAAGCUUGUUUACUGGACCUAAUUUCAGUAAACCAAACACAUACAAGUUUGGAGUAAAAUGGCUAUGAACAAAGAACCAUAGCCGCUUUAAUUAAAUCCCAAUUUUCAUUUAAGAAUAAAAUUUACUACAGAUAACUUUCUCAUGGCCCAGUAAAGGUGAGGGCCCCAAAAAAUACGCCAAAAGCAUCAAAGUUUUGCAAAUGAAGAUGCUCGCCCCACCCAAAGGAAAUGCGGCAUGGAUACUUAAUUAGACAAGCCUACAAAAAAUAGCAGGAAACUGCUGCCCUUACAACCUGAUUGGGCGAUUAUACCACAGUAUCCAAUAACUAAGAGCUGAUUUUAACUGCUGCCCUUGCAAAACAGUUAAUCAACAAGACAAGACUAGUAUAACACAUUAAUCUGAAAAAAGGAAAAUAAUGGUUAUGUAUUAAUUUCCGCUACACGACACCGAAAAACUGCAGCCCCUGCAUGUCAGUUUAUCGAUCUGGAGUUAUACCAAUUGCGACUUACCUUUCAUAGAAUACAGUAAAAAAUUGUCAUUAAAGAUAGUGUUGAACCCAUUUGAUAUAAGAAACCAUAUAACACAACACCAAAUCAAUGAUAACUGCUGCCCUUGCAAGUCAGUCAAUCGACCUGAAGUUAUGGCAAUGGUAACCUCCCCGUUUCAAAAACUGCAAUGAAAAAAUUUACCAUAAAAGAAAAACUGAGUAGAAACCAAAUUGCCAAUGUCAAAAUUAAUUUAGUUUAGAUAAGAAACUAAACAAAACAACUCUGAGCCAAUGAAACUGCUGCCCUUGCAAGUCAGCCAAUCAACCCGGAGUUAUGUCAGCAGUAACUUCCCCUGCAAGAAACUGCCAUGAAAAAUAAGCAUUAAACUAAACUAAGAUGAUAUUGAGGGGAUUCGAAUAUAUUUUUGGAAUGCAUUUGACUUCCAUCGUCCCAAAGCAGACAUACCCGCAUCCGCAGCAUGAGAAGCAGCACCUAUACGGAAACUAUGACCCUUAUAUCGAGAAGGAUCAAGACCACAAUACUUAAUGGCCAUGGAAAGCUUUUCUGUAAAGGCGGCUCUAGAAACUGGAGAACCAUCACCCAAAAUAAAAAGAGGCCCGGGGCUGUACCCUCUGCGAGAGAGAUAAUCUAAGAGAACUUGUACCGGGCAAAAAUGGCUUUGACGACCUAUCACUAAAGAAAAGGGGCGUUGGUUAUAGUUAUGUUUGAAGUCUAAAAAGGUGCACUUAAGUGCCACCACCUUCUGAUUCUCAUCCACCAACUGUGUAAGUUGGCAAAUUUGAAAAGGAGACCCUCCACCUUUGGAAGGGGUCGGGGUGAUUUCGCCAACCCUCAUACAACCAAAAAAUGCAAGUGAGCACAUGGCUUGAAAUAGAACAAUAUCAUAUUGCGAAUGACAAAAGUGAACAGCCGAUGCCAAUAUUCUAAGUAGGAUAGGUAAUAUGAUAGGCAACCGACUGUCCAAACGAAAACCAAGCUUUCCAUAACCUCUAAGCAUCUGCAUGACAAAAAAGACCUUAGUGCGAUCAUCAAUCCCUGACAAUUUGUGGCAAUAGCCCAAAGCCGAGACAUAUGUAUUAACAGUGGAAGGAGCAUAAUUGUGGUUAUACAUGUAAGCAAUAAAUAGUGCUAAAACAGGGGGUGAAAUGGGAAGAGUAGCAGAAUUCCCAGGCAGGGUGACAUGCAAAAAUUGACAAAAAAGCCUCCAAGCACGCCGAUAAGUUGGAAGUGACGAAGGCUGAAGGCUGGACUGUAGUAGGGUAGUUAUUAUAGGUGCCAAUUCUGUGGCUGCAGAUGCAGGGGAAUGUCUGUUGGACAAUGUUCCAUGUGAGCUGGGGCCAAUCGCUUGAAAUUCUCGACCUGUAAUCGAGACAGAGAAUCUGCUAGAGUGUUAUGAACACCCUUAACGUGUUUGGCCUUAAAAAGUAUAUUGUUUUGCAAACAAACCAGCACUAAUUUCCUCAUAAAAAACAUCAAUGCUUUAUCCCUGCAUGACUGUUUAUUAAUGGCAUGCACCAAGGCUUCAUUGUCAGUAAAAAACAGAAUACAAUGAUUUCGCAUUUCAUGUCCCCAAAGAUAUGUUCAAUGUUGAUUUUCCUUUUAUUGCUCUCAAGGCAUCAUCAGUGAAUCCAGCACAGCCUAUUCAUAUCAAUUUUAGAAGCUGAAAGAUAAUAAAAUUGAAAUGAUACAUUCAUACAAAAUCUUUUAAGUAUGUUCAUCUUGGUGAGACUUUUCUUUCUGUAUCCUAGACCCAAAGAUAUCCAGACAAGUGAUGCUGGCCCAGGUGUGUCAUCUCAUGAGAAGUUGGUUCAAAUUAGGAUGGCCGAGUAUUUCCAAGUUUUUAAUCUAGCUUUACAGGCUCGCAUUCAUUAUGCACCUAAUGACUCACGGUCACACUUUGCAGAACAGGUGAUGAGAAGCUUGAAUGAAGCAACAGGUGAUGGCCGUUCCAUCCCUGUCCCAAAAGUGCCUCUGUUUGGGGGCCUUAAUCAAGAUGAAGUUUUAUCACUUACUCAAGAUGAGUUUAAUGCCCUGGAAUCCAAGCGCCAAGAGGAAAUAUCCAAGCUGUGUGCCAAGGAAAUAGAAAGGCGGUAUAGAAGGAAGAGGUGCUUGGGAACCUCUAUACAUUCUCGGACUCCGAGCUAUUCUCAGUCUGCCAAUUUCUUCUUUGACAAUGUAUAUAUGAAUAAAGUACAUGAUUCCUCACAAGCUAAACAGAGCUCUUGUGCAGGUAGCACCUAUUACUUUAAGCAGCUGCAGUUUGUAAAAGACCAUUAUACUGUACAUGAUGGUGCUAUUGACGGAAUCUGUAAUGGAUGUUUUGAUGGGAAAAAGAUGUGUGAUGUUCAUCAGUCGACCCUUGGAUGCAACUGGAGAGGACCCCCAGUACACAGAGUGCCUGCACCUGUUCCAUGUUAUAAAGGAGACAGGUCUGGGUUUCAUUGUACAAACCCAGAUCUGUUUUCAGAUGCUCCAGAAAAGGAAAGAAAGAUUGAUGAGUUUUGCCCGAGGGCAAAAUUAAAAGAGGCUGUAAAAAAGGUUGGCCCUAUUCAAAUAAAGGAAAGGGAAGUAUGUGGAGAGGAUGGAAGUGUCAAGAAGUCGGUGUUUGAUGACAAUGAUACCCUCAACAAGCUUAUGGCUAAUGUAGAUGAAAUAGUAGAACGUUACACAGGGGAAGACCUCAGGAGGGCAGUGGAAACUGAAUUUUAAAAGGAAGUAUUCCUUGUUACUAAAGGCACAUUUUUCUAAAGGGUCACGUGCUGCCAAUAAAGCAGAUGAGCUUUCAAAAUCUGUUGAUGAAAUAGAUUGGAAGGAUGCUAUAGAGACAGGAAAAAUAGACAAAAUGUGUGUAAGCCAGCUCGAUCUUAACUUGGAGAAAGUUGCAGGAUUCCCGAACAAAGCCCUUCAUGCAAAAGGGUUUACAAAGUCAUCAAAGAUAUAUGAGAUUAAAAAACACUUUUACAGCAACCAAGGCACUGCAACACAACAACCUUCAUUACCACAUCCUGUAAAGACAACUCAAUCACCAACACCAUCAUCCCAGAGGACAGUUUUUCUGCCACCACCACCACUACCAGGACUGAUGAUUAUUCCUUGGGUAGGUCAUACCGUUUCUAAUGGAAAUGCUCUGCAACUUAUUAACACAUGCCCCAUAGACAACUGCCUAAUGAUCUUGCAUGCAUUGACCACUGAGUCUGCUAAGAUAAGAUCAUAUUUAGACAAUAACAAUGACCUUAUAUGCCAGAUUCUAUGCAGAUCAUUGGAAUUAAUCAGAAGAGGAGAAUUUGCUGAAACAAAACUUGAGGGGAUAAAAAUGGGCUGUCCUAUCCAAGUUGGUGCAAAUGGUAUACUUGACUUCUGGGGAAAUGAAGAAACUAAGUUCACAGAGUACCUAAUACCCCUCAUGAGAUCAAAUGUUACUUCAAGUUGCUCAUCCACAUCCUGUCCUCAGCUAGGAGUUUCUAUAAGGUGGGCGAACACUUUGGCUCUCAGGUAUUUAUGACCCAAACCAGGCCCUAUUUAAGGUUCAGUAUGCAACAUAGUGGUUGCUAAAAAAGCCUAAUUGUUUGAAAGUGAAGUAAACAUUCUCCAAUUUUUAAUGUUUUUGCCUUAUUAAAGGAUCUGGAAAUCAAGUCACUCAUUUUUUAUUCAAAUUUAUUUCUUGAUGAAACUACAAUGCAUAGCAAAGGCAAAAGGUGAGCGGUCAUGAUGCUAAAUCAUCUAACUAAUAAAGAGCAUGCAUGUGUAAUGUAUAUAAUUACUUGUCCUGAGCCAUUUUUUUAUACUGCUCUGUUUUUAACUUGCAGAAUUACAGUCUUCCAGGACUUACAUUGUUGGAGUCUAUGUUGCAAACAUGGGUAAUGUGUGCAAAGCAGACUAGGUGCAGCAGACGGUUCCCUUCCCAUUGUAUUCCCAAUGGUGCAACAUUUUAUUAUGGAACAACAAGAGUGCCUAAUGGAAGAGGGGGUUACAUGUAA
This is a messenger RNA of Porites lobata, 5633 nucleotides long. Lineage: Eukaryota; Metazoa; Cnidaria; Anthozoa; Scleractinia; Poritidae. The record is from the annotation of a GenBank genome assembly.